Molecule: messenger RNA, 2070 nt
Organism: Oppia nitens
Lineage: Eukaryota; Metazoa; Arthropoda; Arachnida; Sarcoptiformes; Oppiidae
Product: centrosomal protein of 83 kDa-like
Exons: 3
Coding region: 130-2070 (646 amino acids)
Source: RefSeq, a predicted model, not a curated record
GUUAUUAAUCAUCAAUCGAUGAAACCAUGAGAUGAGAUGACAUGUAUUUCAUUGAUUGGUGGCUCAAAUGUCAGACAACUCGUACUCACAAUUGGGGACUCAAUUCAGUGAUAAUUCAUUUGUUAACAAAUGAUGGACCAAACAGUUGGCUCAAACCCCGUGUUGUCGACCGGAUCGAGCCGUGCGGCAGUUGUGGUCACCAAUCGAGAGCAAGAGUUACAGAAAUUAUUAGCCGAAGAAAGACUUCGUUCCGAACAAAGGAAAAACAAUUACUCGACUCUUAGAGAGGAACACUUGAAACUGCAGAAGGAUUUUGUCACUCUUCAGGCAGAUAUGAGACAAGUGUUGGCCGAAACCAAACAAAUUAAAGACAAAAAGGAUGACGAAGUCGACCAAAUGAUUAAGGUUUGCGAAGAAAGAGAUAAAAUGAUUGAAACUCUCAAAAGUGAACUCAAAGAAUUGGAUCCACAAGUUAUUAAACAUCAGUUUGAAGAUGAACUCAAAGAACCGUUAAAUAAGUUGCAUAAGAGCUAUGAAACUGUGAUCAGAGAUAAAGAGAGGUUAGGAUAUGAACUGAAGAUUGCAAAACAAAAGAUUGAGUUUUUGGAAAAAGAAAAUCUCGAAACUAUCGAGAGAUUAAAAUUAUCGUUUGAAUCGGAAAUUAAUUUGAUUAAGAAAGAGAAGGAAGAGAUGCGAAACAAACUUUUGGAAGUAAACCAAUUGCCAGAUGUUAUGAGAUUUACGGAUUUAAAUCAUGAAAAUCAAAGAUUGUCAGCAAAAGUCAAAUCAUAUCAGACAACACUCGAAGACGCAGAACAACAAUAUAAACGAAUUGAAACAAAAGUCGAGUCUUUAGUGACAGAACACGAAAACAGCGAAAAAUCGUUCGGAAGACAAAUAUCUGAACUUAAUUCACAGCUCAAGAGUUUAAGUGAUAAUAAUCUUAAAUUACAACAAACUAUAUCUAAUAAUGAAAGAGAAAAAGAAAAUUUGUUGGCAGAGAUCGAUAGAUUAAGACUUGAAACUAAUCGUUUAAAUAAAAUGUUGGACGAAAAGGAUAAAGAUUUUACCACAGAAAAGGAUAGAAUCAAAAAUUUCUAUUUAUUAAGUAUUAAAGAAGUUGAGGAUCAAAAAGAUAUUGUUGUUAAUCAAUUAAAAAAAUUAAAAGCUGAUUUUGAAACUAAAGACGAGUCAAUGAAACGUUUAGAUUUGGAAACUAAAGACAAAGAAAGAGAUUUUGAAUUAAAAAUGACUGAAAUCAGACAACAAGAGUUUGAUAGACGCUGUGCUAUUGAACAGGAAAAAAAUUCAAUGCAUUCAAAGAUUAAAGAUCUAAAGGAAGAGAAGACAAAACUCAAGGAAGAGAUUCAACAAAUGAAACGCCAAAUUGAAAAUAUGUCUGAAUUGCGGUUAAGUGUGGAAAGAGAGUCUAUGAUGUUGAGGGCUAAGAUAGAGUCACAUCAGUUGAAUAUUGAAGAGUUAGAUAAAUUGCGUCGACAGCACAUCCAACUCCACGAUAAUCUCAAUAAACAAAAGAGUGAAAACACAGAAUACUCGGCACUUAAUAAAGACUUGAUUCGACAGAGAGAUCAAUAUAAAAGUGAUUAUCAACGCAUUAAAGACAUAUUAGAUGAAGAACGCAAACAUUUAGAAGAAUUUAAAAUAUUGAGCGAUAAGAAUGUCGUCAAACUUAAGAAUUGUAUUGAAGAAGAGAGAUAUGAUUUUAAAGACAAAUUAUUAGGUCUAGAGAGGGAUGUCAUCAAAAUUAAGAAAGAAAGGGAUGAAUUGAGGACUAAAUAUAGCAAAUAUUUAACAAUUGCUGAGAAAUUACAGUCAAAACUGUUGGAAACGAAAGAAAAGGAAAAACAAAAGACCUUAGAAUCGAGUCAUCGGAAGUCUAGUCAUGGGAUGGCAGGUGUGGUAUCGGCUGACGCUCACAAUCAGCUCAAGAAAGAGCUCAAACUUUUAAAGAAAAAGCAAAAUGAAAUUGCAUUUCAACUGUCGAACUGCUCAUUUGAUUCGCCACAUUGCAGGGACAGGGAUGUCAAAGAUACCCAAACUAACGAUUAA